AUAAAACUCAACCCAACUUCCAAGGUUGGUAUCCGUGUGCUUUUUUUUCGACUCGCAAUUUAGCAAAUGAUUCCACUUUUUGGAUUGGUUUGAACCUACUGGGAAAGCACACGUUCAUAUGUGGCAUCUGCAUCUGGGUAACUUUAUGACCUGCAAGUGAAUGAGCCAUGGAAGAGCCAAGCAAACCCUCUCAGCCCAUGUUGGGUGAACGUUCGGGCAGUCAUCCCAGGCCAUUCUUCUAUGUCCAACCAGCAGGGCAGCCAUUUUACACAUAUCAAUGGCACAUGAAUCAGCCUUACAGCCAGCAUGGCUUCCCUGGAUCAGCCUUCCAUUUCGGUCGCCCCUACAUGCUGCCUUAUUCCUACCUGCAGUAUCCUGGUUACAUCCUGCCUCAAGCCGCCAUGCACCCUGUGGACUACCGCAGGAUACACGAACGACACUUUCAGCACGCCCCUGGAUGUGAAGCCACUCUCCGACAGUACCAGCACGGCCAAACGGUUUCAAGAGAGACGACAUGCGUAGGAGCCCAAACGGACCCGAGCGAAGCCUUAAAUAAACUUAUGGAGUGUUUGGACCAGCUGCGUGCCAGCGACAGUUCUCAAACCUCAGGGAGUCUGUCACCUUUAACCAAGGAACAAACGUGUGAGGAAGAAAGUGGAAGCAUGGGAAAGAAAGUAACGAGCAACUUCAACAUGGCGGAGGACAAUAGAGAUACGACUUGUAGUCGUGUUGAACACGUCACUCAAGAGGAGGAAUCAUCUCUGGCUUCAGGGAAGGAAGAAGAAAAGAAUGAGGUUGUGUACCAAGACUGUUUAGAGAGCCACUCGGACUCACAAAGCGCUAAUGAGAAAAACCCGAACGAGAAGGUCCAAGAUGAAAAGGAGAUCGAAUGGAAGGGUUGUCUCAUCAGUCGACCUUCAUCGCAGUCCUCUCCUGCGUGCUCGUCUUCAACCCGAAAGGCUGAAGAUCAAAGUGCAAUCCAGAAAGCACAAGAUAUUUCAUGCUGUAUCCUCCACUUGCCAUUUGAGAAGGUGCUGUCUUCUGGUGUUUAUGGAGCCAGCAUUUCUUCUCCGUCGCUUGGGUCACCAUUAAAUUACACUUAUCGCCCCCCACAGCUAGCUCAUGAGCGUGUCAGCGUUUUAAGUCCCUCCCUGGACGAGCUGUCGUCGCACGAUGAGCUCAUCUCCACUGAUAUAGACGACAUUGACCUGUUUCCGACGCGAAUCUACACCCGAGGGAAACUCGCCGAGGUCGCAUCCAGGAGAUGCCACAGUUCCGACCUGUGCUUGCUGUAUCCGAAGAGACUGACAUGCACCACUUGCGGAUCUCACACCUUCAAAGAGCUGAACAGGGCCAAAACGUGCCACUACGAUGAUGUGGAAGACUCGGACGAGGUCGAGGCCCAGCGACGACUCCGAAACGCAGCUGGGAAGGGUCACGUGACGAGGAGAACACACUCCCAGUCGAAGCACAAAUUCAGGGCUUCACAUCACAGAGAAAAGGCCGAAAGUCAACAUGAUUCGUCACGUUCUGAGCUUUUUUGCUACGAGACAUGCACAUGCUCGACGGAAAGAGCCCCAAAGCGGCUAACGCUCGUCAAGCAGAGCGAUGGUGCAGAGCAACCUCGGAUCAGCUCCCGAGGGACGGCGUUGGCGCGAACACCAGAUCAAAAGCAUGCCGAGCUCAGCCGUUACCGCAGCGACCACAAAGACUGACGCAGAGAAAAGCUCGCUUUAAGCCACCGGUGUGUCAGGGUUCCAGAAACGACGAAGAGGACGAUAACGAUGAGCGUGAGGAUGAAGAGGAAGAGCAGGAAGUGGUUCAGUACCACAGGACAAAAGGAGCCACUAUAAGAGGUGGAGCUCGAUGCUAAACAUCACUACAGUUCACCUGGUCGUCCAGAUAGACAAUAACACCACAUGCCGCAUUUGUUUUUGUUUUGUUUUUCCUGUGUGUUUGCAUUUGAUGGAAGUUUUGGAUUUGGAGUUUUGGGUUGCACGGUCGCCACGGUUACCGUAUGAAACCAAGCUGCACCUUCUGCACCUUUGUUCAUAUUCAAUUUAACACCUCUUUAUUAUAAUCUUUUUCCUGCUCAGCCACUUUUUCACUGGCAGUGUUUAAAAACUGAUAAUAAUAAUAAUAAGAAAAAUGUGUCUGGAUUCUCUGUACAUAUUCUAAUAAAGCAUUUAUAUGGGUGACACCAA
Silurus meridionalis is the source of this 2204-nucleotide messenger RNA. Its product is annotated as bucky ball-like. The transcript is spliced from 6 exons. NCBI's taxonomy places the organism in Eukaryota, Metazoa, Chordata, Actinopteri, Siluriformes, Siluridae. The record is from RefSeq and is a predicted model, not a curated record. Bases 168 to 1715 code for a protein of 515 amino acids.